AUGACACUCUCCACAACAGAAGCCAUCACAUCGUCCGCAAGGGAAGCCAGCACAUCGUCCACAACGGAAGCCAUCACAUCAUCCACAACAGUCGCCAGGACACCCUCUACAACGGAAGUCAUGAAAUCCUUCACAACGGAAGCCAUCACAUCCUCCACAACGGAAGCUAGAACAUCCUCCACAACGGAAGCCAUCACAUCCUCCACAACAGAAGCCAGGACACCCUCCACAACGGAAGUCAUCACAUCCUCCACAAUGGAAGUCAUCACACCGUCCACAACAGAAGCCAUCACAUCCUCCACAACGGAAGCCAGCACAUCCUCCACAACGGAAGCCAUGACAUCCUUCACAAAAGAAGCCAUCACAUCCUCCACAACGGAAGCCAACACAUCCUCCACAACGGAAGCCAUCACAUCAUCCACAACGGAAGUCAUGAUAUCGUCCACAACGGAAGCCAGCACAUCCUCCACAAUGGAAGCCAGCACAUCCUCAACAACGGAAUCCAUCACAUCAUCCACAACGGAAUCCAUCACAUCGUCCACAACGGAAGCCAGCACAUCGUCCACAACGGAAGCCAGCACAUCGUCCACAACGGAAGCCAUCACAUCAUCCACAACAGUCGCCAGGACACCCUCCACAACGGAAGUCAUGACAUCCUUCACAACAGAAGCCAUCACAUCCUCCACAACGGAAGCUAGAACAUCCUCCACAACGGAAGCCAUCACAUCAUCCACAACAGAAGCCAGGACACCCUCCACAACGGAAGUCAUCACAUCCUCCACAAUGGAAGUCAUCACACCGUCCAAAACAGAAGCCAUCACAUCCUCCACAACGGAAGCCAGCACAUCCUCCACAACGGAAGCCAUGACAUCCUUCACAAAAGAAGCCAUCACAUCCUCCACAACGGAAGCCAUUACAUCCUCCACAACGAAAGCCAUGACAUCAUCCACAACGGAAGUCAUGAUAUCGUCCACAACGGAAGCCAGCACAUCCUCCACAAUGGAAGCCAGCACAUCCUCAACAACGGAAUCCAUCACAUCAUCCACAACGGAAUCCAUCACAUCGUCCACAACGGAAGCCAGCACAUUGUCCACAUCGGAAGCUAGCACAUCGUCCACAACGGAAGUCAUGACAUCCUCCACAACGGAAGCCAUGACAUCCUCCACAACAGAAGCCAUGACAUCGACCACAACGGAAGCUAUCACGUCAUCCACAACAGUCGCCAUGACACUCUCCACAACGGAAGCCAUCACAUCGUCCGCAAGGGAAGCCAUCAUAUCGUCCACAACGGAAGCCAUCACAUCCUCCAAAACGGGAGCCAUCACAUCAUCCACAACGGAAGCCAGCACAUACUCAACAACGGAAGCCAGCACAUCGUCCACAACGGAAGCCAUCACAUCAUCCACAAUAGUCGCCAUGACACCCUCCACAACGGAAGUCAUGACAUCGUCCACAAUGGAAGCCAUCACAUCCUCCACAACGGAAGCCAUCACAUCCUCCACAACGGAAGCCAUGACAUCCUCCACAAAAGAAGCCAUCAAAUCAUCCACAACGGAAGCCAUCACAUCAUCCACAACGGAAGUCAUGAUAUCGUCCACAACAGAAGACAGCACAUCCUACACAACGGAAGCCAGCACAUCCUCCACAAUGGAAGCCAGCACAUCCUCGACAACGGAAUCCAUCACAUCAUCCACAACGGAAUCCAUCACAUCGUCCACAACGGAAGCCAGCACAUCGUCAACAUCGGAAGCUAGCACAUCGUCCACAACGGAAGCCAGCACAUCCUCCACAACGGAAGUCAUGACAUCCUCCACAACGGAAGCCAUGACAUCCUCCACAACAGAAGCCAUGACAUCGACCACAACGGAAGCUAUCACGUCAUCCACAACAGUCGCCAUGACACUCUCCACAACGGAAGCCAUCACAUCGUCCACAACAGUCGCCAUGACACCCUCCACAACGGAAGCCAUGACAUCCUCCACAAAAGAAGCCAUCAAAUCAUCCACAACGGAAGCCAUCACAUCAUCCACAACAGAAGACAUCACAUCCUACACAACGGAAGCCAGCACAUCCUCCACAAUGGAAGCCAGCACAUCCUCGACAACGGAAUCCAUCACAUCAUCCACAACGGAAGCCAUCACAUCGUCCACAACAGUCGCCAUGACACCCUCCACAACGGAAUCCAUCACAUCAUCCACAACGGAAGCCAUCACAUCCUCCACAACAGUCGCCAUGACAUCCUCCACAACGCAAGCCAUCACAUCAUCCACAACAGUCGCCAUGACACCCUCCACAACGGAAUCCAUCACAUCAUCCACAACGGAAGCCAUCACAUCCUCCACAACAGUCGCCAUGACAUCCUCCACAACGCAAGCCAUCACAUCAUCCACAACAGUCGCCAUGACACCCUCCACAACGGAAGCCAUCACAUCAUCCACAACGGAAGUCAUGACAUCCUCCACAAUUGAAGCCAGCACAUCCUCAACAACGGAAGCCAUCACAUCCUCCACAACGGAAGCCAUCACAUCAUCCACAACGGAAGCCAUUACAUCAUCACUUAUGCAAACAUCGACAACGACUAAAGCAGCUAUGAUAGUUUGUGAAAAUGGCGGAACGUCAGACGGCGCAACCUGUAGUUGUGUCUCCUCCACUACCGGAACACGCUGUGAAACUCGGAUUGAAGACUGUCAGGACAUUGGUCAGUACAUAUCAACAACCCCCGGCACGUACUCAGUCUGGCCGGACACCUCCGAGGCGCCGUUUGACAUAGAGUGCUCGGAUUUUGAUACCUUUACUACCAUGAUGAUGUUCAGGGACAAAACCAUCAGUGGCUGCGAGGCGACACCCGUGACGUACCUCGACGUGCCCUGGGCCGACUACAAGUCUGGGUUCAACAACUCCGACUGCUACAUGUGGCUUGGCCUAGAGAAGAUACACGCUCUGACCAGUGUCCGAUCUUAUGACCUUUACGUGUCCUUGAAGAAAUUUGAUACCACUCCCGGUCAAGUGUCUUACAGCGCCUUCUCUGUCGGUGACGAGGCCUCGGAGUAUCAACUGUCGGUCUCAGGGUUCACUGGGGAUGGCGUUUUUGGAGACCGCUUCAACCUCGGGGACCCAGCUAGAACCCUGGAUGGGAGUCACUUCUGUGCCAAGGACCACUGCAACAAUUCAGUCUACCCGUGUGCCGAGUGGCAUAGAGGAGCCUGGUGGAGCAUGCUGGAUGACUGUCAGACGAAUCCUCACCACAGAUAUGAAAUUGCCUGGGUUCUUGCUGAUAACGAAAAGUGUCUCUCAGCGCCUUCUCUGUCGGCGACGAGGCCUCGGAGUAUCAGCUGUCGACCUGUAAGGAUUUCAUAUUUGUGGAACAAACAGGCUGUUUUGGCGAUCGGAUAGAAAA
Molecule: messenger RNA, 3397 nt
Organism: Haliotis rufescens (red abalone)
Lineage: Eukaryota; Metazoa; Mollusca; Gastropoda; Lepetellida; Haliotidae
Product: mucin-5AC-like
Exons: 4
Coding region: 1-3393 (1130 amino acids)
Source: RefSeq, a predicted model, not a curated record